Molecule: messenger RNA, 552 nt
Organism: Lathyrus sativus (Indian pea)
Lineage: Eukaryota; Viridiplantae; Streptophyta; Magnoliopsida; Fabales; Fabaceae
Source: the annotation of a GenBank genome assembly
AUGAAAAACAUAGUUUCUAGAUUCUCUAUACCUUCAUGGAUCACAUCCCAUUUUCUUUCUUGUAGCUAUACAACUAAAAUCUUUCAUGCCCAAGAUAAAAUCAAUGUUUUACACACGGAGUUUCAACCAAAUGGGUUUGAUUCAACCACUUUCGAUGUUGCCUGCAACAUGUUUGAUGAAAUGUCUGAACUAACUGUUAAAUCAGCUACCAGUAUAAUAUGUGGUUUCUCCAGGCGGCAUUUUCAUGAAGAUGCUAUAUAUCUUUUUUCGAGAAUGUUUGCAUCGACGAUUCGACCAAAUGAGUUCACUUUUGGAACCGUGCUUCACUCUUCGACCCGGCUUGGAAAUGUUGUUGUUGGUAAACAGCUUCAUGGCCGUGCUAUUAAAACUGGGCUUGGUGGUAAUGUGUUUGUUGGUAGUGCACUUGUUGAUUUGUAUGUGAAGUUGAGUACUAUAGAGGAAGCACAGAUGGCUUUCGAGGAUACUCGGUAUCCUAAUGUGGUGUCAUAUACAACCGUUGAUUGGUGGUUAUUUGAAGACGGAAAAGUUUGA